This is a messenger RNA of Lobosporangium transversale, 1789 nucleotides long. RefSeq names its product kinase-like domain-containing protein. Gene Ontology annotation, cellular component: nucleus. NCBI's taxonomy places the organism in Eukaryota, Fungi, Mortierellomycota, Mortierellomycetes, Mortierellales, Mortierellaceae. Gene Ontology annotation, molecular function: ATP binding; protein kinase activity. Gene Ontology annotation, biological process: protein phosphorylation. The transcript has 9 exons. The record is from RefSeq and is a predicted model, not a curated record. The coding region runs from base 236 to 1555 and encodes 439 amino acids.
CAUGUUUCUACUGGCAAUCUUGGAACCUCACCACGGUAUCGUGUCGUGCAGACACUGCCAUCACACUCUGGAGCCCAUUCGUAUCUCAAUGCAUCCUCAAUACCAAUGGUAGGAACAGGAGGGCAAAUCACAAGGAGAACAAACAAACGACUGCCUUCGACAGAUUUGGCAUCAGGAUCAAGCGGCGGUUUUUCUCAUAACACAAACCAACAUUACACCUAUCCUCAGCAAUCAUAUGUAUCCAAUCAUCAUGAACAUCAGCCAUCUUACAUAUAAUAACCCCAUCGUGGUCGAUGCUCCCACCAAGAAGCGGAGGCGUCCGGAUAUCAAAUACGUGCAAUCGCGUGCACCACAGGAGAACCAGGCGCCAUACUACCCACCAGCACCUUCGAGCCAUGCGAAUACCUCCGUAGCCAAUCGAGAUACCCUAACCAAUGUGCCUCCAUGGGAUGACAAGGAGGGCCACUAUAUUGUUGUUGUGAACGACGACUUUACACCACGCUAUCGAAUUGUUAGAUUACUAGGGCAAGGCACAUUUGGUAAAGUAGUCGAAUGUUUCGAUAGGGAAACAGGAAGACACUGCGCCAUCAAGAUUAUUAGAGCAGUACAAAAGUAUCGGGAUGCCAGCAAAAUCGAGACACGCGUUUUAAACACGCUCAAAAAAAAUGAUCCUCCCAACGCAUAUAAAUGCCUUCAUUUGAAUGACUGUUUUGUACAUAGGAAUCAUGUGUGCAUGGUUUUUGAUCUUUUGGGUCAAUCGAUUUAUGACUGGUUGAAGGAUAACUCGUUUUGCCCAUUCCCGCCCAACCAAAUACAAUACUUUGCUUAUCAGCUCUUGAAGAGCGUUGAAUUCUUGCAUCGGUUACGGUUGAUUCACACAGAUUUGAAGCCAGAAAAUAUUCUCCUGGCUAAUGGGGCGUACCGACAGGUCCCAUAUAAAAAAUCGCCUUCAAAAAUGCGGAGGAUUCUAUUAGAUCCAGAGAUUCGUCUUAUAGACUUUGGAAGUGCAACGUUUCAGGAUGAGCAUCAUUCGAAUGUUGUCAGCACGCGACAUUACCGGGCACCUGAGAUUAUUCUUGGUCUUGGGUGGUCAUUUCCAUGUGAUAUAUGGUCUAUAGGAUGUAUUUUGGUCGAGUUUUUGACUGGAGAGGCCCUCUUCCAAACGCACGAUAAUUUAGAACAUCUUGCCAUGAUGGAAGCGGUGCUAGGACCUAUCCCCGAUAAGCUUGUCCGGUCAUGCAACAAAUCUGCGACCAAAUACUUUGUGCAUGGGCGUCUGGAUUACCCUAAUGAUGAAACGAAGCGGACUAGUCGAAAAUAUGUUAAGGCUUUGAAGCCUCUCAAGGAUUAUGUUGUGCCGGUCACCAACCGUGUAGAAAACUUGUCGUUUGCAGGAGAUCUCCGCGAUCUCUUGAGUAAACUGUUGACAUAUGACCCUGAGAAGCGAAUCACAGCAGCGCAAGCAUUGAGGCACCCAUACUUUGGAUACAUUGUGGAUGAAUCUGGACAGAUAUCAGGCAGAAGGAUGUCUGAUUCGUACCAUCCGUCUAGAUGAAAUACCCACAGCAUCUACUUUUCUUUAUUGUCAUCCAUUUUUUAAUGUCAUAAUUAUUUUCUUUUAUUUCAAAUUGUAUCCUUCUUUUUUCUUUUCUGAGUAACGGAGAAAUUUUUUUUCGCUUCCUCUUCCUUCCUAUUCAUGUAGAAGCAAAAUGCUUUAUGAAGCAUGCCGCUACCCAGUUACUGUGUUGUUAUUUUACUGCUACUGUUUUUUUUUUUUUUUUUUUUUUUU